Messenger RNA from Odontomachus brunneus, 2061 nucleotides. Its product is annotated as adenosine kinase-like. The record is from RefSeq and is a predicted model, not a curated record. Gene Ontology annotation, molecular function: adenosine kinase activity. Gene Ontology annotation, cellular component: nucleus; cytosol. The transcript is spliced from 6 exons. NCBI's taxonomy places the organism in Eukaryota, Metazoa, Arthropoda, Insecta, Hymenoptera, Formicidae. The coding region runs from base 583 to 1707 and encodes 374 amino acids. Gene Ontology annotation, biological process: purine ribonucleoside salvage.
AUUCGACGUAUCUGUCACUCUUCGUGCGCCGCAUGCGCCAACUCGAUGGUCGACUUUACCGACCGCACAAAGUGCAUUGUAGUUCCGGCAUAUUUCUUGGAAUAGAGGGCGGCCCAUUCGUUGGAACAACACGAAGAAGAAGAAAUAAAAUUGUGGUCGUGUCGGCUGGUAGUUUAGAAUUUAGGUUAUGAUGAGACUCGCGAUUGAUAUAUGCGUUAGAGUGAAUUUGUGACAGACGGCGGUAUGUUGUAGCAUCGGGAAUGAAUGCGGAGUAAUUGAAACGUACGCGCGAAUCGCACAACUCUUCGUCGACGUGUUAGAAUGGAGGAGAAAGAGUUCUAGGUAAAGCGUGAUUCUCCCUUGGUUACUUGACAGUUAUUUACUUAUUCGCGUUAUUAUAAAUCGGAUUGUGUGAUUUAGAAGUAGCAUCGCACACCUGCGAUGUGUCUUAGUUACAUUUCAUCUUCACUCAUACGUAAUCUUGCGAUUAUUUUAAAUUACGUUUGCUGGGAUGUUAUGAUGAUCUAAGAAAUUCGGCUCGUUAUAGGACUGACGUCAGUAACGUUGAAGGUUCACUUUCUUAUGCAAAAAAUGGUGGAGAAGAUUCCAUUGCGAAAAGCUAUCAUUAGACUAGACUAUCCGGCAAUCACAGCUUUUGGCAAUCCUCUGCUGGACAUCUUUGUAGUGCUGCAAAAUGAUGAUUUACUUAAAAAAUACAAUCUCAGAACAGAUGAUGAGACUGAGCUGUGCGAGACAAAGAUACAAGAGCUGAUAGCAGAUUUACCAUCAGAGUUGGAACAAAGAGUGAGUCCUGGGGGAUCUGCACAGAAUACAAUGAGGAUUUUGCAAUGGCUUUGCGAUGAGACUCAUGAAUGCCACAUCGGUACUUUCUGCGGUGGUAUUGGAAACGAUCAAAGAGGUUCAGUACUAGAGAAACUGGUCCGAUUAUCAGGAGUGGAUGUAAGAUACGCCGUGCACUCGACUCUACCAACGGGAUUAUGCAUUUCGCUUGUAAACGGCGCAUCCCGCAGUCUCGUUGCGAACCUCGGCGCGGCUAAUAUAUAUACAUUGGAUGAUUUCAAGAAAGUCAAUUUACGACUCGAUAAUGUGAAGAUAAUUUACAUCGAGGGAUUUUUUAUAACGCACAGUUUGGAAGUGGCCAAAGAACUGGUUAAACGGGCGCAAGAAAAGAAUAUUAUUAUAGCGUUCAAUCUUAGUGGUCUCUAUAUAUUCAAGGAUCAUCAUCCAGCAAUUUGCGAAAUGGUCGGUCAUGCUAAGAUUGUUUUCGGCAACGCGAGAGAAAUGAUCGCCUUGGCGCAGGCGUUGAACGUUAAAUAUGAUGAUGUGACUGAUAUACCUUUCCUGCUGAAUAGCCUAAAGAGGAUCACAGUAGACGUUUCCAGCUCUACCAGUAAGGACUGGUUGGCCGACGAUGGUAUAUUCGUCAUGACACGCGGUGGAUCCGCGCCGGCGAUUAUCGUGUGGGGUAAAGGACAAUCUGUUCAGGUACCACCCAUUGUACCGAAGGCGCCUGUUGUAGACACCACGGGCGCCGGAGAUGCUCUGGUGGCUGGCUUCCUGGCUGGUGUUUUGGCUCAUUGGGACCCGAAGAGUUGUUUGGAAUCGGGAUGCAGGGUCGCGUCCUACAUAACGACUCGUAUCGGUGUCACACUACCGAGCAGCGUACCUGCUGAUCUGUUGCUAUAACGACUCGAUCCGUUUAGGAUGAAUCGGCUGAAUCGUUACCUGAUCACCCGUAAUCACACGGUUAUUUAUUACCUCAAAGUUUUAUUAGUGCGUUAUCGACUAUUAGACGAAUGGUAAAUUAGCAUUCCUCGAUGUUAUAUACGUCCAUGUUCGAUUAAGAUAUAUUUAUUUAAGCGAGUAUAUAUUUAUGGUGCGCGCGCGUAAGCGUCACGCGCGCGCUGUGAAGCGAUGUAAUAUUUGCGAGAGUUUAUUUAUUAUAGAGAAUACUACUGUGUCGUACUGCUCGUCUUAUGAUUAAAUCGUGCGUUGUAAAGUGCGGCACUAUUAUAAUAAUAAUUAUUAUUAAAGAAAUAG